Messenger RNA from Diaporthe batatas, 1740 nucleotides. RefSeq lists its product as uncharacterized. The record is from RefSeq and is a predicted model, not a curated record. The transcript has 2 exons. The coding region runs from base 321 to 1673 and encodes 450 amino acids. Lineage: Eukaryota; Fungi; Ascomycota; Sordariomycetes; Diaporthales; Diaporthaceae. Gene Ontology annotation, molecular function: oxidoreductase activity, acting on NAD(P)H.
GCCCUCUCCCCUCAGGAAGGAGCUGCUGUGAGCUGCCCAGCCAAUGGCACACUUGCCUGUGACCUGACUGCCUGAUAGCCAACACAACUAAUCAGGCAUCUAGUCCAUGCCGCUCUGCUCUGCUUGCGGGACACAAGGCGGGACAAGACAUGCACAUUACGUGACAUCCGAGAUCAGACUUGUUAUUAGCGACCUACCUAACUCAACUCAUCGACGCCACCUCUAUCAGGUCCUGUUGGACAUAAGCACACCGCAGGGCCCGGGGCAAAAAAACAAAUCAUCAUAAACUCCAUCAUCUUGGCCCGGCCCAAUUGUCCACCAUGAAAGCACUCGUCCUCGACGCAGACAACAAGACCGCCACCGUCCAGGACCUGCCCAUCCCCCCCACGCCCGGCCCCAACGAGCUCCUUAUCGCGGUCAAGGCCAUCGCCCUGAACCCGGUCGACGCCCUCUACACCUCGCAGCCCCUUGGCGCCACAGGCCGUAUCGUGGGCAGCGACUUCGCAGGCCUGGUCGUCGCCCGCGGCCCCAGCCCCAUCAGCCCACCACAGUCCCCAUCCGACUCCAGGAACCCCACGGAGCCAGCCUGGCCGCCCCCCAAGUUUGUCCCCGGCGGCAGCAGGCUCCGCCGCUCCUCCACCACCCUGUCCUCCCGCAUCAUCAACCGUGGUGACAGGGUCGCAGGGUUCCUGCAGGGCGCCUGCAGCGUCAACGACCGCCCCGGUGCCUUCGCCGAGUAUGUCGUGUGCCCUGCCGACCUCGUCUGGCGCGUGCCGGGGAACGUGUCCUACGAGCAGGCCGCGGCCGUCAGCCUUUGUGCACUCACCGCCGCCCAGGGCCUGUUCUUCCGGAUGGGCCUCGAUGCGCCCUUCCGGUGGGAGGACGACUCGGACGAGGGGGUGCUGAAGCGCGUGCGGAGCGAGGAAUGUACUGCAUCUGACGUCAGUACAGGUGCGCAGCAGCAGCAGCAGCAGAGCGUCAUCAUCUCUUUCUUCGUGUCGGGUGCAUCGACCUCCGUGGGGUUAUACGUUGCACAGCUUGUCCGGCGGAGCGCGGAGCACACCGGCCGGAGGAUCAGGCUCAUCGGGGCGGCGAACCCGCGAAACUGGUACAUGCUGAAGGACGAGCCGUAUGCGUACGAUCACCUGGUGGACUACAGGGACCGGAAUUGGCCGGAGCAGGUCCGGAGGUUGUCAUCUGGCGGGGUCCACUAUGCAUAUGAUGCUAUAUCCGAGGGAUCGACAGUCAGAGAAGUCAGCUCAACACUCAGAGCGGGCGGCAAGCUGGCGGUGGUAAGAUCAAAGGAGGCCGGCGCGUGGGAGCCCGAGGGUGUCAACACGGAGCCCAUCUACGGUGCGGUCUGGGAAGGCCUGGGCGAGGACAUCGAGUACCACAACCUGGUGGUGCGCACAUCCCCAGCUAAAAGGUCAUUCGCGACCGCCUUCUACAAGUGGCUGUCCGACGGAGGUCUCCUGCAACCCAAUCCGAUCCGUUUGAUGCCCGGUGGGCUGGAAAAUGUCGUGCCAGACGGCUUUGCGGUGUUGGGAACCGGAGUGACGAGUCGAGGUCAUGUGAGGACGGAGCAGCAUAUGAGGCCCAUCAGUGCUGAGAAGCUCGUCUACAAGAUCGAGACCGAGAGGAGAGGUAGCUCCGGUGAUGGUCACAUCGCGUGACUUUGUGAUUAUCGGCCGAAAGCUUAAAGUGUCUUCGAAAUUGUAAAAACCGCCGGAAUUUUCGCAA